AUGACAAACCUGGUGAUUUUCUGUGUAGUGUUUGUUGCGUACUUGGCUUAUUCUGAAGCCUGUUCAUGUCUGCCCGAACAUCCACAAACAAAAUUCUGUAACUCCCACUUUGUGGUUCAAGCGAAAAUUCUUCGUCGAAAAACGAUCAACAGAGGGCAAAACGUUGUAUAUACAGUGAGGGUACUGAAGGAUUUCAAGCUGGAUAAUGGAGGACGAUAUUCUAGAAAACAAAAAAUCUACACCAGUGCUAGUUGUGGCUCCUACUUCGAAUUAAAAAAAGAAUACAUCAUAUCUGGUUCCAUUAAUGGACAUAGAUGGAAUACAGGCCUGUGUUCCUGGAAUACCAAGACAUCUUUUCUCACCAAAUACCAAAAAAACGCUUUAAAUCUUGGUAUCUAUAAGAACAAUUGCAGCUGCAAGGAGUGGCGGAUCCAGGAUUUAUUAAACAUAACCUACUAG
Molecule: messenger RNA, 459 nt
Organism: Ostrea edulis (European flat oyster)
Lineage: Eukaryota; Metazoa; Mollusca; Bivalvia; Ostreida; Ostreidae
Product: metalloproteinase inhibitor 3-like
Exons: 6
Coding region: 1-459 (152 amino acids)
Biological process (GO): negative regulation of membrane protein ectodomain proteolysis; negative regulation of endopeptidase activity
Cellular component (GO): extracellular matrix
Molecular function (GO): protease binding; metalloendopeptidase inhibitor activity
Source: RefSeq, a predicted model, not a curated record